CAAAAUCUCGACCAGGCCAGCGAUUCUCCUUUGCAAGCACAGCGUUUCGACCCCAGUUCUCUUGCAUCAAGUUUGUGACCAGCAUAUACCCAACCCACCAUGGCGCCUGGUGCCAUCACCGCGGGCUUCAAACCAAAGUUCAUUCCCAAGGCCGAACGCGAGCGUCUUGCGAAACAAAAACAGGAGGAGGAGGAAAAGAAGAAGCUAGCACUUCAAGAUACCAAACAGAACGACACACGCAACGGACGUAGUACACGAGACCCUCGCGAUCGCGAUGUGCGCGUUCCUACUGGGCCCAAGGCUAUGCGCCAGGAUGGGCACGACAGGUCGCGUAACGAUGGCUACCGAGACGAGCGCCGUGGAGACUAUCGGAACGGCAACAGCAUGAACAACGGAAACAACCAUACCAAGACAAAUACCAAACGGCCGCCGCCCGAGGACCGAGACGAGACGCUCCUGCGAGAACGAUACAUGGGACCGGACCUGAGUCAAAGUACUUUCUCAGCCACCAAGAAGCGGAAGCGCACCAAAAAGGAGGAGUUCAAAUUCGAUUGGGACAAUCAGGAGGAUACGACAGGCGACCUUGCCCUCGACGACGAAGCCCAGAACGAAGCCAACAUACACAAGCGGGCCAGGGCGAUCAGAGAAGAAGAGCCUGACCCAGAACGUGGCGAGGCCCUUGCGCGGCAGCUCAUCGAAGGCUACUACCGUGCUCGUGACCUGGCCGAAGAUGCGAGGAGGCAGCGGGAAAGGGCCAACGAGGUCAAGCAAAAGGUCUUUAGCAAACGCUGGACGGAGAAGACGCUGGAAGAAAUGCAAGCCCGGGAUUGGCGCAUUCUCAGGGAGGACUUCGACAUAUCCACGAAAGGUGGCAACGUGCCUCAUCCUCUUCGCAACUGGAGAGAGUCAAGCUUGCCGUCGAAACUGCUGUCUGUCAUUGACGAACUUGGAUAUGCGGAGCCAUCGCCCAUCCAGCGCGCCACGAUCCCUAUUGCGCUCGAAGCACGUGAUCUUAUUGGUGUGGCCGUCACAGGUUCAGGAAAGACAGCAGCAUUCCUCCUUCCCCUCCUGGACUACAUUUCCAAAUUGCCACCUCUGACGGAAUUCACAAAGAACGACGGCCCCUAUGCGUUGAUCAUCGCACCAACAAGAGAGUUGGCGCAACAGAUUGCCCUUGCUGCGGAGCAAUUCUCCAAACCCUUUGGCUUCAACGUGGUUACACUUAUCGGUGGUCAUCAGCUGGAAGAGCAGGUUUAUGCCAUGCGCAAUGGAGCAGAAAUCAUUGUGGCCACUCCUGGUCGUCUCGUUGAUUGUCUCGAGCGUCGUGUGCUGGUCUUGUCACAAUGUCAUUAUGUCAUCAUGGACGAGGCCGACCGAAUGGUGGAGAUGGGUUUCGAAGAGCCAUUGAGAAAAGUACUAGACGCCCUUCCUGCCACGGAUGAAAGGCCCGAUAUGGAUAUCGAUGGCGCUCAGUUCCAUUCGCAUAACUCAUUUGGCACCUCCCGCACGAGGAGAACCAUGAUGUUUACGGCGACAAUGCCGCCAGCCGUGGAACGCAUCGCAAAGACCUAUCUUCGCUCGCCAGUAAUCGUCACUAUCGGUACCCAGGGCGAGGCUGUCGAUACAGUCGAGCAACGAGUCGAGUUCGUGCAAGGCGAACGCGCACGCCAGGACCGCAUCCUCAACAUUCUGCACAGCGGUGAGUUCCCCGCGCCAGCCAUCGUCUUCGUCAACAUGAAGCAGAACUGUGAGGCUGUCGCAAAAGAGGUCCGUCGUUCCGGGUUUACAGUCGUCACUCUGCACGGCAACAAGACACAAGAGCAGCGUGAGACGGCCCUUCAGGCCUUGCGUAACGGUACAGCCAAGGUCUUGGUGGCUACCGACCUUGCUGGUCGUGGUAUUGAUGUGCCAGAUGUGUCGCUGGUCGUGAACUUCAACAUGGCCACGUCUAUUGAGAGCUACACCCAUCGUAUCGGUCGCACUGGUCGUGCAGGCAAGAAGGGUGUAGCCAUCACAUUCCUUGGCAACGAGGAUGCUCCGGUCUUGUACGAUCUCAAGCAAAUGAUCUCAAAGAGUCCUGUGUCCAAGGUACCAGACGCCCUACGGCAGCAUGAAGCUGCCAAGCAGAAGCCUACCAAAGGACGAGGAGAUUAGACUGAUAGAUAGUCUUCAAAUGUCAAUUCCUGGCAGUGUACAAACAGAAAACACCCAGUUGUAGCAGUA
Molecule: messenger RNA, 2223 nt
Organism: Microdochium trichocladiopsis
Lineage: Eukaryota; Fungi; Ascomycota; Sordariomycetes; Xylariales; Microdochiaceae
Product: Pre-mRNA-splicing ATP-dependent RNA helicase PRP28
Exons: 1
Coding region: 100-2154 (684 amino acids)
Biological process (GO): mRNA splicing, via spliceosome
Cellular component (GO): catalytic step 2 spliceosome
Molecular function (GO): ATP binding; RNA helicase activity; RNA binding
Source: RefSeq, a predicted model, not a curated record